This is a messenger RNA of Heterocephalus glaber (naked mole-rat), 1274 nucleotides long. It is a transcript of the gene Gnptg, whose product is annotated as N-acetylglucosamine-1-phosphate transferase subunit gamma. Gene Ontology annotation, cellular component: Golgi apparatus. Lineage: Eukaryota; Metazoa; Chordata; Mammalia; Rodentia; Bathyergidae. The record is from RefSeq and is a predicted model, not a curated record.
ACGCCACUUCCGGCUCUCACGUGACCCAGUUGGUACUCACGUGACCGCGCGACGGCGCGAUGGCUGCGCAUCCGGUGGUGUUCCUGCUACAGCUCUGGUUUGCCUUGUGUGGGCCCGCUCCGACAGGUGCUGCGAAGAUGAAGGUCGUGGAGGAGCCCAACGCGUUUGGGCUGAACAACCCGUUCCUGCCUCAGACUAGUCGCCUGCAGCCCAAAAGAGAUCCUUCGCCCUUGACAGGGCCAGCACAUCUCUUCAGACUCUCUGGCAAGUGCUUCAGCCUGGUGGAGUCCACGUACAAGUAUGAGUUCUGCCCAUUCCACAAUGUGACCCAGCAUGAGCAGACCUUUCGCUGGAAUGCCUACAGUGGGGUCCUUGGCUUUAUAUGUUGGUGCCUCUCCAGCAUCUGGCAUGAGUGGGAGAUCACCAACAACACCUUCAUGGGCAUGUGGAUGAGGGAUGGCGACUCCUGCCGUGCCCGAAGCCGGCAGAGCAAGGUGGAGCUUACCUGUGGGAAGAACAACCGACUGGCCCACGUGUCUGAGCCAAGCACCUGUGUCUAUGCACUGACAUUCGAGACCCCCCUUGUCUGCCACCCCCACUCUUUGUUAGUGUACCCAACCCUGCCGGAGGCCCUGCAGCAGCGGUGGGACCAAAUGGAGCAGGAGCUAGCCGAUGAGCUCAUCACCCCCCAGGGUUAUGAGAAGCUGCUGAGGGAGCUUUUUGAAGACGCUGGCUAUUUAAAGGCCCCAGGAGAAAAUGAACCUACCCAGCAGGAAGGAGCAACUAGGGGUCUGGGUACUGAGACUUUGGAAAAUUGCAACAAGGCACGUUCAGAGCUGUCAGAGGAGAUACAGAGGCUCACCAGUCUGCUGAACCAGCAUGGCAUCCCAUAUGGGAGGCCCACAGCAGAAACCUCCCACUCUGAGCACUUAGCCCAACAGUCCCCCAUAGAUGUGACUUCAGAGCAGCUUCGAGGGGAUCCAGGACUGCGUGGGACCAUCUUGUGACUGGAGGUAGACAUAAGAGGUGAAGAACAUCUGUCCAGACCCACAUGCAUUUGGUGGCAGGAGGGCAGCAAGCAGCUAAGACACCCUGGGGCUGAGAACACUACUUCUGCUGGACGUGCAGAGCCAGCGGGGGGACUCUGGCCUGACUUUAUUGUACUCAGAGACACAGAGAAAAUAAAGAUUCAAAGUUUUAAUUAAUUCCCAUACUGAUAAAAAUAAUUCCAUGAAUUUUGUAAACCAUUGCAUAAAUGCUAUAGUGUAAAAAAA